ACUGUGGGAUCGUUUGUUCGUGAUAGGUGAAGACUCGCAACAAAUGUAACCAGUAUAGCCUACAGUGUCUGGAUAAAGGUGACUUAUCUGUCUGUGUAAAGAAAACUUACGUUUUGAGAAUUCAUAUAGACUACUUUGGAGCUUAUAUCCAACUAACGAGGGGAAAUCGACUCUUCUCUUUUGUAAACAGUUUUCAGUCUUUUCUAUAUGAGAUCUGUCGUUUUGUAGCUUUUUAUAUAAAGGCAUAAUGGUGACAACAACUUUGAAUAUAGGAUAUUGAUAUUUUAAAUGAAACCGUCAUGAUUCAAGAAGUGUUAGGGUUUUUAAUCGGGGAGAGACUUGAAGGAUCUAGACACCUCUCUUGCUGUCUGGAGUUGAACGGUGGCGACUUCCAAAUUGUUCCGGUGGUAACGUCAACAUCCUGAUUCCACCUGGAUAUACACAGCACCUGUUGUUAUUAUUAUUGAACAGUAUGGAGACUAUUGGGAAAUUCGAGUUCAACAGGAAAGACCUGAUUGGACAUGGUGCAUUUGCCGUGGUGUUCAAAGGGAGACAUAAGGAGAGACAUGACUUGGAAGUAGCUGUGAAAUGUAUUAACAAGAAGAACUUGGCAAAAUCCCAUUCCCUCUUAGGAAAAGAGAUUAAAAUAUUAAAGGAACUGAAACAUGAGAAUAUCGUUGGACUACUUGACUUCCAGGAAAUGGCUGGGUGUGUGUAUCUGGUCAUGGAGUACUGCAAUGGAGGAGAUUUGGCAGAAUACCUCCACUCUAAGGCUACUCUGAGUGAGGACACCAUCCGGAUCUUCCUCCUGCAGAUAGCUGGGGCCAUGAAGUUGCUGAAAGAACAGGGUGUCCUCCACAGAGACCUCAAACCUCAGAACAUCCUCCUCUGUCACCCUGAGGGACGCAGGUCCAGCCCCAAUAACACCUGCAUCAAGAUAGCUGAUUUUGGCUUUGCACGUCACCUCCAGUGUAACACUAUGGCAGCCACUCUGUGUGGCUCCCCAAUGUAUAUGGCCCCGGAGGUGAUCAUGUCCCAGAACUAUGAUGCCAAGGCCGAUCUGUGGAGCAUAGGAACCAUAGUGUACCAGUGUUUAACUGGGAAAGCUCCGUUUCAGGCCAGUAGCCCCCAGGAGCUGCGUCUCUUCUAUGAGAGAAACAGGGACCUCCAGCCCAGCAUUCCACGGGAGACGUCAGUCCACCUGAGACACCUGCUCCUGGGCCUGCUGCAAAGGAACCAUAAGGAGCGCAUGGACUUCGAUGAGUUUUUCCAUCACCCUUUCCUGGAGUCAAGUUCAUCCACAAAGAAAUCCUCUCCGGUGCCCAUGCCCUCCUACCCCAGCUCUGGGUCUGCCAGCUCCUCUAGCAGCUCCUCCACCUUUCACCUGGCCUCCUCCCCUCAACAUUCCGAUGCAGUGCUGCAGAGACUCCAGCCCAAGGCCGAGCCCACCCCUUCCCGGUACACAGCCCUCCACUACAGCAGGAACACCUCCUCUGAGACGGACGACUUUGUCAUGGUGCCUGCCCAGUUCCCCAGUGAGAUCACAUGUGACAUGGGAGAUGGGUCACCUGUCCAGGGCAGCAUGUUGUACAGUGGGAGCUCUCUGCUGGCUGCUGGGGUACUUGGGAGUCUAGGCAGGACACCACCCCCCUCUUCACCCCUCUGUCCCCCUAAUCCUGUUAGCAGGCCUGCAGAGUUCAAUGGGAGUAACUACAGCCAGUCUGUGCCCAUUCCUGUCCCAACACAGAUCCACAACUACCAGCGCAUAGAACAAAACCUACACCCCGCUGGCCUGCAUGGCUCAACCAGGGCCACCCUGUGCUGUGUUGAUAGUAGUAGUGGCAGUUCCCCAGGGAGUAGGAAGACUGGAGCCUCCCUUCUUCUCCCAUCAGGCCCCGGGGGGGCAGUGCUCAGCCACCGCAGGCUGUCAGCUGGAGGGGCCAGACCCUACCAGCCCUCUCCACAAGUGGGCACUAUCCCAGAGACCCCAGAGCAGACUGGUCGCUUCAGGACCUGGACAGGACAACAGAGCCCUCAGGCCACGCCUCCACAUGAAUUCCCCCGGCCCACCAGCUUUGAGGAUUUGCCCAUCAUUCCCACCCGAACACGGACAGUAUCAGACCUGAGCCACAUCAGCAGGGCCACAGGGAAGAGGAAGGGCCCCUUCAAAAGGUCUCUGAGUGCAGGCCGUCUGUCUGACAUGCUGCUGAAGGCUGCUUUUGGAGCUCAGCUGCUGGAUGGAGGAAGUAAUGAGAGCCUUUACACUGAGAGGUCCAUGGACACCACAGCUCCAACUAGUGGUGCUCUGAGGGUUGCAGGAACCUUAGCCUCAGGCAGUCCCACCUCAGUCGUGUUCACUGGCGGAUCUCCAUCCAGAGGAAACGCCGGGACCCCACCAAAUCCCACCAGGACGUUCUCAGCAGUGGGUUCCCCCAGCUAUGUCAGCCCAUCCUGGUCAAUCAGCAGAGGAACCCAUAGAGAUGUACCUAACUACCAGCAUUUAACACACCCCAUGACAGCCAGCCCAGACAGGGCCAUAGAUUUUGACCCUCCAGAGCUCCCAGAGGAGACACUGAUGGGGCAGUGGCAUACGGAUGGCCUGAGAAACCUGCGCUUCACUCUUGCCUUUGUCCACUGUGUCAUGGAGAUAGCCAGUUCUAAAGACACUGGACUUGAGAGUGAGACCAGUGAGGAUGCUCAUGAUGUGUCCUUCCUGCAGCAAAGCCUGGUGGCUGAUCAGAUCAGUCUUCUAAGUCGGGAGUGGGGCUAUGCAGAGCAGUUGGUGCUGUACAUGAAGGCUGCAGAAUGUCUUUCGUCUGCAUUACACACUGCUAUGGAGGACAUCAGAGAAGGCAGACUCUUCCCCUCCUCUACAGUCAAGCAAGUGAUGAAGAAGAUGAAUGAGCUGUAUAAGAGCAGUGUGACGUCCUGUCGGUCCCUCAACGUCCGCCUGCAGAGCUUCCUCCUCAACAAGCAGAGACUGAUGGACCACAUGAGCAAAAUCACUGCAGAGAAACUCAUCUACAGUCACACCGUGACCAUGGUGCAGUCAGCAGCCCUAGAUGAGAUGUUCCACCGUGGCCAGGCGCCCAUCCAGAGAUACCAUAAAGCCCUUCUGCUCAUGGAGGGCCUGUCCCUUACCAUCACAGAGCAGGCAGACAUCGACAACAUAAAUAAAUGUAAACAGUGUAUUGAGAGACGCCUCCUCUCUGCUCUGCAGACUGCACAGUGUGAUUUAGCUUAAGGCUUUUGGACUAUAGCUACAAUAUUAGCUGAACCUCUGAGCUUGGUUAGAGCACCUCCAGACCUCUGAUGUCCCUCUGUCCUAUUUGAAGAUGGAGCUCCUUGGACUGUUGACACACAUAAGCACUUUGAACUGAACAUGCUCAGUAACAAGACCACUGAUAUGGCUGCUCUCAACCCACAGCCUAGCACUAAACAUUUUUAGUACCAGAAGAGAGGAGAAGAAGAGUGGGGUUGGUUCUGUCGACUCCACUCUGAGAGCAGUGUGUGUUGUGGUUGUGUUUCAUGCUACAGUAUGUUAUGCCAGGCCAGUAGUAUGUUACUGUUAAUCUACUGGAUUUAUCAGGCCUCACUGGACAAAGUUAUUAUUUUAAUCUCAAAUUAGCUGAUUUUACUUGAAAUAGUUGUUUGAGAGUAAUAGAUGUUUGAGAGUGUAAUUUAAUGUACAGCAGGUGGCACUCAAUAAUAGAAGGGAAUUCGGUAAAGAUCUUUGGUACCAGCUGGUGUUAUAUUUAAAGAUGCACUAUGCAGAAAUCGCUCCACCAUUUCAGUUUAUGUGAUAAAACAAGCAGUAUAGUGUAGAGAAUCAUUGUACCAUAUAAACCGCUGUGAA
This is a messenger RNA of Salvelinus namaycush (lake trout), 3856 nucleotides long. Its product is annotated as serine/threonine-protein kinase ULK1-like. The record is from RefSeq and is a predicted model, not a curated record. Gene Ontology annotation, cellular component: autophagosome; cytoplasm. Gene Ontology annotation, biological process: protein autophosphorylation; peptidyl-serine phosphorylation; axon extension. The transcript is spliced from 27 exons. Gene Ontology annotation, molecular function: ATP binding; protein serine/threonine kinase activity. NCBI's taxonomy places the organism in Eukaryota, Metazoa, Chordata, Actinopteri, Salmoniformes, Salmonidae. The coding region runs from base 473 to 3244 and encodes 923 amino acids.